AUGUACAGACGAACAGGUGUUUUAUUUGUUUGGAGGAAAAAUAAGUGUCUGUGUUUUUCAAUCCUCUCACCUCAGGGAAGCCCCCAGAGCUGCUCAGUAAAGAGGAUUCUCUCUCUCUAUCUCGAUCUGAUAUCCGCGUAUCUCUAGAAGAAGUGAGAGAGAGAGAGAGAGAGCGGAGAGAGAAGAGAGAGAGCAAGAGGGAGAGAAGAAGAGAGAGCGAGAGCUAGAGGUAGAGAGAGAGAGAGACUCGCUCUCUAUCUAGAGAGAGCUCUAGAGAGCGAUCUGUCGGCAGCUCUCGUAGCUAUAUGCUAUCUAUAUCUCUUCUCUCUCUCUCUCUCUCUCUCUACUCUCUCUCUCUCUCUCUUCUCCUAUCUUCUCUCUCUCUCUCUCUCUCUUCUCUCUCUCUCUCAGGCACGAGCCCCCACCUCUUGUUUUCCCCCAACCCUGAGUCAUAUACAUUUGAGUCAGCGGUGAGUGUGAGCGCAUUUUGCUCCCUCUCUUCUGCUUGCUUCCUCUUCUUUUUAUCUCUGUCUUCCUCUGUCUAUCUUUCUCCAUCCUGCUCUCUCUUCUCCCUCUCAUUUUGAUCUCUGUCUACCCCGUCCCACUCAAUUUUUCACUCUCGUCCUCCUCUUCUCCCUCUGCGCACUCACACACGCGCUGUCUUGCGUCUCUCCCGGGAAUCCUAAGCGCAUCCUUGGUCUCGCAGGUGGACGGCGGCCCACUACCCAGCAGCCACCAUUCCCGCCCCGGAGAGCUCCACGCUGGCAGCGCAGCCCCUUCCGCGGCUCAGCAUUGGGAGGAAGACCCUGGUGGCGGCCGCCGUGGGGGUCAUGCUGGUCCUGGUGCUGGUGGUCCUCAUCCCCGUGCUGGUCAGCUCAGUGGGCGCAGAUGAUGCCAGCCACUUUGAGAUGCUAGGCACCUGCCGCAUGGUGUGCGACCCGUAUCUGGACUCAGGGGGCACGGGGAAAGCUACCUCUACCACAGGCCUCCAGGCGGAAGCAGAGGCUGAGGAGCUGAGCGACCACAGCAUCGGCCCACCGCUGCCCACCUAUGGCAGCCACGGUCCACAGGGCAAGCCCGGUCGCCCCGGGAAACCCGGACCCCCGGGACCCCCCGGAGAGCCCGGUCCGCCGGGGCCCAAAGGACCCCCAGGGGACGGAGGAGACGCUUUGAAGACUGGGAUACUGGGUCUGGGGGGCCAAGGAGCCAUCGCCACGGCCACCUACAGCACCACGCCACGGGUGGCUUUCUCCGCGGGACUCCGGAACCCCCAGGAGGGCUACGAGGUCCUGAAGUUUGACGACGUGGUCACCAACUUGGGGGAUAACUAUGACGGCUCGCUUGGCAAGUUCACGUGCAAGAUCCCCGGAACCUACUUCUUCAUCUACAAUGUGCUGAUGAGGGGAGGGGACGGCACCAGCAUGUGGGCGGACCUGCUGAAGAACGGUCUGGUGGGUGAAACUGUCACAAUUUAACUCUUUUACUUUUAGGCCUACUCUUUUUUUUACUUGCCUUUUCCCUAUUUUCUCUCUGAAAAUACAGUGGCACACUUGAUUUCUCUGACAAUUACAAAAGUCAGUCAACGCAGGGCAUCCAUGAAAGAGGCAAAAAGGGCAUCCAUUUUCAAUGACUUUUCAACAAACUGAAAAGGGGAAGCUAUUUAUUUAAGUAUAUGUUUUUCCACUUUAUAAUUUUUUAUUCAAAUAACUUCCUUAAUUGACUGACUUCUAUUCAAAUUGACCCUAACCCUGGUGUAGUGUGAAAUUCAGAACUUGUUUUGCUAACAUUCCAUUGCUUAUAUGUUGCACAAUAUGUUUAGCAUGACAAGGAGUGACAAGGAGUGGAAUUAUAACUCAAACAGACUGGUAGGUGUGAGGGUGUAAGACAUUCGCUAUAAUCUACGAGGGGCUGAUUACAGUAGGCAUGAUUAAAAUGAUUCAUGUGGACAUGCACAUGAAAUAGUCAGAAGUGUGCUCACACUCCGACCCCAUUCAUAGGCUACAGGACAGGUGGCAUAUCAUUUCUGUCUUUAAUGUCGUCUUCAUCAUCACUAUCGCACCAUAACCGUCUCUCUCUCCCCUUCAGACGUUCCCUUUCAAUUCAUUUCAUAUAUUGUGUCUUCACAUUAUCAAAUCAAAUCAAAUUGUAUUUGCCACAUGCGCCGAAUACAACAGGUGUAGACAUUACCGUGAAAUGCUUACUUACAGCCGUUAACCAACAAUGCAUUGAUUUCUUAAUAAAAAAGUAAAAUAAAACAACAACAAAAAAGUGUUGAGAAAAAAGAGCAGAAGUAAAAUAAAAUAACAGUAGGGAGGCUAUAUAUACAGGGGUGUACCGGUGCAGAGUCAAUGUGCGGGGGCACCGGCUGGUUGAGGUAGUGAGGUAAUACGUACAUGUGGGUAGAGUUAAAGUGACUAUGCAUAAAUAAAUAACAGAGUAGCAGCAGCGUAAAAAGAUUGGGUGGGGGUGCAAAUAGUCCGGGUAGCCAUUAUCCCGUAGGCUACAUGUUUUUUCUGAUAGGCUAUUUUGCUAGAUCUUUUUGAAACAGUAGGCCUACAUAGACCAGGCCUACUGCAGAUAAUCUGGUCGCAAGAAGAAAAACCCCAUCUGAUUAUCAAAUGUCUCCAGGCUGCGCUUCCGGACCCCGACAAAGAUCCCCUAUUGAUUAGACAUACGUUUUUAGGGACAGGACAAGUAUCCUCUCGAUCCAACAAUACAAUGCAAUGAUGAAUUUUAUUUUUGUUUUCAAGUGAGUACAAAACUCUAGCCUGUAAACUGCAGUGAAUACGUCAUUCGAAAAACCGUGAGCCCAGCAUUUUGAAGGAAGUAGCGGUGCGUGGGUAAAAUCACUAGGGGAGCCAAGCCAGGAAAAAAGCCAUAUUACAACCUGCUGUAUGUUGUGAUAAUUGUUUUGUUUUAUCUAGGCUUAUAACCUGUUAGAAUUGUGUUCAUAGGCCACUGUGGCCGAUUAGCCAUACAUCGUUUAAAGGACACAUUUCCAGAAGACAAUUGUUAGGCCACAUAGGCUAUCUAGCCUAUAGGCUUACAUUUGUGUUUCAUCACAGUUAAAACCUGAGCGCAACAUCUGUUUUAUAUCCACAAAACACAUUUUGAAUGUAACUGUUAUAUUACAUACACAGUAUGAAAAAUGUAUGCACUCACUAACUGUAAAUCGCUCUGGAUAAGAGCGUCUGCUAAAUGACUAAAAUGUAAAUGUAAACAGCAUGAUCAAAUGAAAGUUCAUGUUAGUUGGCCAAAAUGUCACUCUCGGUUUGCUCAACUUGUAAUACAGGCCUAGUCCUCACCAAAAUGUUUCCGAAGCAGCAAGAUAAUAUAAUAAUGUGAAAUACAACCGCAAUGCACUUCAACUUUGACAUGUUGUAAGCUAAUUAUAGGGAGAAGCCCCCAUAAUACUGAUGUUAGCCUGUUGUAACCAUAGACUAUAAAAAAUAAAGAGAUUCCUACACUCUUAUCUAUAGCCUAUAUAAGCUCCCAGUAAUUUAUAGAGAGUACAAUUUAUGUGCCGUUAGCCAGCACGUCUACUAACUUUUUGGGGUGUGCGCCAGCUCAUGCUUUUCAGUAACCUGUGGUAACCCUUAAAACGGCACCCAUAUGGUUUCAGGACCGCGGACAGUUAAGCGAGUCAGUGCAAAGAAAACAGCAGUGCAGCCUUGCUAUUUCAGCACCACCAGCUGGGCACUGCGCCUAGCAUCUCAACUAGCACAUGCACACUCAUCAUAAUAUGCAAUAAACCUGUGCAGAAUAUAUGCCAACAGUUUAGUCCACAAUAGGUAAAUAGUUAUUGCAAUCUUGCGGCAAAGAUGGCAGAAAAUAUCGUCAUGUUCAUUCCGAAAUAAGAUAAUGCAUUGAAUUAAAUGUAUUUGAAUCAAUGUAUUUGAAUCAUGACGGUCAACAGGAUGAAGGAAAAUGCAAAACAGUUCAUGCGAAAAAAAAAUAUAGCACUCCAAUUACAUGUAAUGUAGCCUACACUUCAUUUUUUAUACAAACCUUCAGAAAAUACAUUUCAUUUAUGAAAUAAUUGUGAAGGUGAUUCCAAUUGUUAGAACUGCUUCCUAAAUCUUAAGUAUAGCAUAUCGUACAGAAUUUAGGAACACCAGAACAAUUUGUGGACACAGUACUAAACUUAGAAAACGUGUGGUUCUCAAGGUGAAGUGAAAUUAUACCAUGUAUCGACUUGCUCACCAGUGAGCUCUGCAAAAAAAAACAACGAUACAAUGUAGCCUAACAAAAUUGCUCGCACCUUUCAUUAUCCCUAUCCGAACCGCGGUGGGAUUACAUUCUGAACACGGGCCUCGCAUUUGCUUGCAAUUUAAUGGGGUCUCAGUGCCUAAUAUGAUGAAUUGAGAUACAUGGGUGUCAUGAUCAUGGGCUGGCAGGGACAUGGUACGUUAAUCACUAGUAGGUGGGAAACUGUCAACGAGAGCUUGUGUAUCUUUAUGUACUGUAGGAAUGGAGUAUAGGGUGAAGUUGACCCUAGACGCUGAUCUUGGGCCAGUUGCUAUUCCCCCACUAAUGUUUAAGGUAAGGAUUGGGGGAGGGGAAGCUGAUCCUACAUCAGCUAAUCUUAAACUUUACCCCAGAGCUGUAGGAACAUGAUUAUCAUCGAAUGAUGCUUGCUGAGACAUGUCAACAGGAUAGAGACAUCUCAGUUCAACACACACACACACACACACACACACACACACACACUAAAAUACAGCCCCUGGACAUAGUUCAGUUAAAACAGAUCAUAAUCAAUUAUGCAUUGCCAGUGUGCAUAACUGCUAUGUUGUUUAUCAACCUGUUCAACGUGUAGGCUAGUAGAUAUUGAAUAUUGGCUUUUGGAUGAUUGUUUUGUAUUUGUAUUUUAUUAUGGAUCCCCUUCCUGGGGUUCAGCAAUAUUAAGGCAAUUUACAUACAGUUAAAACAUUACACUUCACAACACAUUAUUACACACUAUUACAACAUAUCUACAAUACAAAAUAUAUACAGUGAGGGAAAAAAGUAUUUGAUCCCCUGCUGAUUUUGUACGUUUGCCCACUGACAAAGAAAUGAUUAGUCUAUAAUUUUAAUGGUAGGUUUAUUUGAACAGUGAGAGACAGAAUAACAACAAAAAAAUCCAGAAAAACGCAUGUCAAAAAUGUUAUAAAUUGAUUAACAUUUUAAUGAGGGGAAUAAGUAUUUGAACCCUUCUGCAAAACAUGACUUAGUACUUGGUGGCAAAACCCUUGUUGGCAAAAACAGAGGUCAGACGUUUCUUGUAGUUGGCCACCAGGUUUGCACACAUCUCAGCAGGGAUUUUGUCCCACUCCUCUUUGCAGAUCUUCUCCAAGUCAUUAAGGUUUCGAGGCUGACGUUUGGCAACUCGAACCUUUAGCUCCCUCCACAGAUUUUGUAUGGGAUUAAGGUCUGGAGACUGGCUAGGCCACUCCAGGACCUUAAUGUGCUUCUUCUUGAGCCACUCCUUUGUUGCCUUGGCCGUGUGUUUUGGGUCACUGUCAUGCUAGAAUACCCAUCCACGACCCAUUUUCAAUGCCCUGGCUGAGGGAAGGAGGUUCUCGCCCAAGAUUUGACGGUACAUGGCCCCGUCCAUCGUCCCUUUGAUGCGGUUUAGUUGUCCUGUCCCGUUAGCAGAAAAACACCCCCAAAGCAUAAUGUUUCCACCUCCAUGUUUGACGGUGGGGAUGGUGUUCUUGGGGUCAUAGGCAGCAUUCCUCCUCCUCCAAACACGACGAGUUGAGUUGAUGCCAAAGAGCUCGAUUUUGGUCUCAUCUGACCACAACACUUUCACCCAGUUCUCCUCUGAAUCAUUCAGAUGUUCAUUGGCAAAUUUCAGACGGGCAUGUAUAUGUGCUUUCUUGAGCAGGGGGACCUUGUGGGCGCUGCAGGAUUUCAGUCCUUCACGGCGUAGUGUGUUACCAAUUGUUUCCUUGGUGACUAUGGUCCCAGCUGUCUUGAGAUCAUUGACAAGAUCCUCCCGUGUAGUUCUGGGCUGAUUCCUCACCGUUCUCAUGAUCAUUGUAACUCCACGAGGUGAGAUCUUGCAUGGAGCCCCAGGCCGAGGGAGAUUGACAGUUCUUUUGUGUUUCUUCCAUUUGCGAAUAAUCGCACCAACUAUUGUCACCUUCUCACCAAGCUGCUUGACGAUGGUAAUGUAGCCCAUUCCAGCCUUGUGUAGGUCUACAAUCUUGUCCCUGACAUCCUUGGAGAGCUCUUUGGUCUUGGCCAUGGUGGAGAGUUUGGAAUCUGAUUGAUUGAUUGCUUCUGUGGACAGGUGUCUUUUAUACUGGUAACAAGCUAAUCUCAGCUCGUUACCUGUAUAAAAGACACCUGGGAGCCAGAAAUCUUUCUGAUUGAGAGGGGGUCAAAUACUUAUUUCCCUCAUUAGAAUGCGUUUUUCUGGAUUUUUUGUUGUUGUUAUUCUGUCUCUCACUGUUCAAAUAAACCUACCAUUAAGAUUAUAGACUGAUCAUUUCUUUGUCAGUGGGCAAACGUACAAAAUCAGCAGGGGAUCAAAUACUUUUUUCCCUCACUGUAUAUACGUGUGUGUAGAGUGUGUGUGUUAGCGUAUGUGUCUCUUCACAGUCCGCCCUGUUCCAUAUGGUGUAGUUUUAUCCUUUUUUUAAAUCAGAUUUUACUGCUUGCAUGAGUUACUUGAUGGUGUUCUGUUUUUAUUGCUCUGAGUGCAGACAUAUGACAGACAUAUGACAAACAUUGACAGUGUAAAUAUAACUGACACAGAGGGAAACCUUCACGAUGCAGUCCACCAUAAGCUUCAUAGGACACACUUUACAUUAUAGAUGAACAUUACAUUUUAGUAAUUUAGCAGACGCUCAUAUCCAGAGCGAUUUACAGGAAAAAGUAGGGUUAAGUGCCUUGCUCAAGGGCACACCGACAGAUUUUUGUUUUGUUUUAUAUAGCUAGGCCAAUAGUUCUUAUGUAAUUGUGAUACUUUUACAAUGUGAUUUAUUUUUAUUUUUAUAGCUAAGCCAAUAGUUCUUAUGUAAUUGUCAUACUUUUACAAUGUAUCAUUAAUUGUGUAAUUAUUUGUUACUGCUGUUGCCAGAGUCCCUAUGAUUAUUAAUUAUUGUGAAGAACAUAAGUACAUUGUAGUGGACACCGACAGUGCAACGAACCUUGGUCUCCCAGCCCAUAGGCAAACUUGCUGACUACUGUUCCAAUAGGUUUACUUCACUUGGAAAAUAUCGUAAGGAGCCUAUUAUAUUAUACAAACCUUAUCAUAAUACAGUACUAUAGAUCAGGGAUCAUCAACUAGAUUCUGCCGCGGGCUGAUUUUUUCUUUAGCGGAUGGUCGGCAGGCUGGAACAUAAUUACAAAUAAUUUGUAGUCUGCAAGUUGACCUCAAGAAGCCCAGACAUAAUAUUUGACUAAAUCAUAAUCAUUUCAAACCUUGCUUACAUUUGUUUAUGAUCACAUGUCUAUUAUGUGUGGGAAUACUUUGGAACAGAUUUCCAAAAUCAAAAUAACUUUGAGCUGAUUUCCUGGUGUUUUUACAGUCUUUUACGUCCUACCAUGAAAAAAACAUUACAGUACCAGUCAAAAGUUUGGACACACCUACUCAUUCAAGGGUUUUUCUUUACUUUUUUAAAAACUAUUUUCUACAUUGUAGAAUAAUAGUGAAGACAUCAAAACUAUGAAAUAACACAUAUGGAAUCAUGUAGUAACCAAAAAAAGUGUUUAUUUAGAUUCGAGAUUCUUCAAAUAGCCACCCUUUGCCUUGAUGACAGCUUUGCACACUCUUGGCAUUCUCUCAAUCAAUUUCAUGAGGAAUGCUUUUCCAACAGUCUUGAAGGAGUACCCACAUAUGCUGAGCACUUGUUGACUGCUUUUCCUUCACUCUGCGGUCCAACUCAUCCCAAACCAUCUCAAUUGGGUUGAUGUCGGGUGAUUGUGGAGGGCAGGUCAUCUGAUGCAGCACUCCAUCACUCUCCUUCUCGGUCAAAAAGCCCUUACACAGCCUCAUUGUCCUGUUGAAAAACAAAUGAUAGUGCCACUAAGCACAAACCAGAUGGGAUGGCGUAUCGCUGCAGAAUGCUGUGGUAGCCAUGCUGGUUAAGUGUGCCUUGAAUUCUAAAUAAAUCAUUGACAGUGUCACCAGCAAAGCACCCCCACACCAUCACACCUCCUCCUCCAUGCUUCAUGGUGGGAACCACACAUGCAGAGAUCAUCCGUUCACCUACUCUGUGUCUCACAAAGACACAGCGUUUGGAACCAAAAAUCUCAACUUUGGACUCAUCAGACCAAAGGACAGAUUUCCACCGGUCUGAUGUCCAUUGCUCGUGUUUCUUGGCCCAAGCAAGUCUCUUCUUCUUAUUGGUGUCCUUUAGUAGUGGUUUCUUUGCAGCAAUUCGACCAUGAAGGCCAGAUUCACUGUCUCCUCUGAACAGUUGAUGUUGAGAUGUGUAUGUUACUUGAACUCUGUGAAGCAUUCAUUUGGGCUGCAAUCUGAGGUGCAGUUAACUCUAAUGAACUUAUCCUCUGCAGCAGAGGUAACUCUGGGUCUUCCUUUCCUGUGGCGGUCCUCAUGAUGGCCAGUUUCAUCAUAGCGCUUGAUUAUUUUUGUGACUGCACUUGAAGAAACUUUCAAAGUUCUUGAAAUUUUCCAGAUUGACUGACCUUUAUUUCUUAAAGUAAUGAUGGACUGUCGUUUCUCUUUGCUUAUUUGAGCUGUUCUUGCCAUAAUAUGGACCCCUACCUUGUCACAACACAACUGAUUGGCUCAAAUUAACUUUUAACAAGGCACACCUGUUAAUUGAAAUGCAUUCCAGGUGACUACCUCAUGAAGCUGGUUGAGAGAAUGCCAAGAGUGUGCGAAGAUGUCAUCAAGGCAAAGGGUGGCUAUUUGAAGAAUCUCAAAUAUAAAAUAUAUUGAUUUGUUUAACACUUUUUUGGUUACUACAUGAUUCCAUAUGUGUUAUUUCAUAGUUUUGAUGUCUUUACUUUCUACAAUGUAGAAAAUAGUAAAAAUAAAGAAAAACCCUUGAAUGAGUAGGUGUGUCCAAACUUUUGACUGGUACUGUGUAAUUGCUUGCUCAGAAAACUUGAGGGGCCAAGUAAAACCACCCGCAGGACAAAUUCGGCACGCGGGCCGCCAGUUGGGGAACCUUGCAGUAGAUUAUGUGUUUAUAUUCUUGAUGACGGGGAGCGAAGGGUACAGCCAUGUCAUGUCACCCAUCAUCCAUGCACUGACAUCCGUCAUCGUCCUGUCACUCUGACCAAGCCAUCUCCCAGGAGCCUCCAGGGCUCAUGAUAUUUUCCUUUUUACGUCCUCGUUCAGCCAGCACUAAUUACAACCCCAUGCCUUUGUUUCGGUCCUCGUACUGAAACAGGCAGCAAGACACUCGCCCCCGGAGGGUUAGUUGGAUUAGACAGUGCAAAACAGUCCAGAGAACUUAGCUAGUCUAAGCUACAGUGUGGCAUAUCUUAGAGCAUUCCAAUCUGGCAACACCAACUCUUAGCUAUUAGCUUUAAAAAAAAACGAUUUGUAUGUUCUUCAGUGUUGGAAAGGGCCUUGAAGUCACAGUGUCACUUUUUUUCCGACGUCGACUCGAAAUGUGUGAAAGCGGUUCUGGCACUUCGCUCCCGAUUUAGCGCAGUUGUGAUUUAAAGGUCCAAUGCAGACGUUUCUAUCUCAAUAUUAAAUAAUUUCUGGGUAACAAUUAAGUACUUUACUGUGAUUGGUCAAAAAUAAACAAAAAUAGCUUCUUAGCAAAGAGCAAUUUCUCAUAAGCUGCUGUUGAAACUCUCUGUCGAGCAUCGGACACUGAUUUUCUGCGUUCAACCUUGAAAUAUUGGAGGUCUGACUCUAAAUCUGGGGUAUUAGUAGAGAAAAUAGGGCACUUCUUCCAAUCUGAAAGCCUGGCUGACUCAGGCUAACAUUUUUCCAGUUGACUCAUAGGACUUAUUCAGAGUGGAUAAAAACAAGGGAUUUGCCGUGGGGGACAGUUUUACACAAACAUCUUGAUUACUUGACUUCUUAUUCAAUCAGUCCACCCCUCCCCCAAAACUGUCUAGUAGUCCUUGGUAAUGACAUGAGUUGUAAAUAGGUGUGGCCGUUGGUCGACAUGCUUCAGUCAGUUAAUUACUUUUCAUUGAAUGUUCGUCACUGGAAAACCAAUGCCACCAUUGCUUUUGCCAUUUCUAAUUCGUUGUUUGUUGUUGAUAAAUGGUGUUUGAAUUACUUGCACAUUAUUGUUAUUCGUUUUUGGCACUGGAUACCUUUUCUGACUCCUGUAAAGUACAGCAAAACUAACUACAACCAGGACUUCUUUUGUGCAAUUGAAUGUGAUUUGUUUAAGUGUCAUUGCUAAAAUCUUGCUUUCUCUCUCCAUCACUCUCCUGUUUUCUCCUUCUUUCUCCUACUCUCUUUCCUUCUCUCUCUACCUCUCUCCUACUCCCUCCUUCACACUAUUUCCCUCUCUCCUACUCUCACUCUCUCUCCUUCACUCUCUUUUCCCCCCUCUCUCUCCUACUCUUUCCUUCCUUUGUGCUCUCUCUUUCUCCCCCCCCCCCCCUCGCUCUCUCCCAUACGUUGUAUCUUUUUCCAGGUCAGGGCCAGUGCCAUAGCCCAAGACCAGGACCAGAGUUAUGACUACGCCAGCAACAGUGUCAUCCUUCAUUUGGACGCUGGGGAUGAGGUCUUCAUCAAACUGGACGGGGGCAAGGCCCACGGGGGCAACAGCAACAAAUACAGCACCUUCUCAGGGUUCAUCCUCUAUGCUGACUGA
Molecule: messenger RNA, 10748 nt
Organism: Coregonus sp. 'balchen'
Lineage: Eukaryota; Metazoa; Chordata; Actinopteri; Salmoniformes; Salmonidae
Source: the annotation of a GenBank genome assembly